UAAUAUAAUAUGCUGCAAGUGGUCAGCUUCUUUGCGUUCUCCAAUCAUUCAAUUCAAGAAAGCGGUAAAAACUUCUUUAAUUUCGUUUCCGUCUCCUUCCAAUAAUCUAUACAUUCAAUUAGCUAUGUUUGUAUGGUACAAAGAUUUCAGAUUUGGAUAAUUAUGGAUUUUUCUGAUUUCAGUUCAUGCAUAGGAUAUAGGAUGCAGUUUUUCUGAACCUUAAUCAACUUCUUAACCAAAAUGCAAACGGAUCCAAACCCCAUGAAAUCCAAAGAUUCGCCAUCAAACUCAGAUAGCACCGAGUCAACUCAGUCAGCCUCUCCGUUCCCAGAUGAUGUCCUGGGAAAAGUUCUCUCGUUUCUAAAUUCGGACAAGGAUAGAAGUUCAGUUUCACUGGUGUGCAAGGAUUGGUACAAUGCUGAGCGCUGGACAAGAACAAAACUUUUCAUAGGCAAUUGCUAUUCGGUCUCUCCAGAGAUUGUGGCAACAAGGUUUCCAAAAAUCACGAGUGUCACGCUCAAAGGGAAACCUAGGUUUUCUGAUUUCAAUUUGGUCCCUCAAAAUUGGGGGGCGGAUGUUCAUUAUUGGCUUGUCAUGUUUGCCAAAGUCUACCCCUUUCUGAAGGAAUUGAGGCUCAAGAGGAUGACGGUCAGCGAUGAGAGCUUGGAGAUCCUGGCCACGGCAUUUCCUGGCUUCAGGGCGUUAUCUUUGAUGAGUUGUGAUGGAUUCAGCACAGAUGGGCUCAAAUCUAUUGCCACUCAUUGCAGGAACUUGACUGAGCUUGACAUACAGGACACUGAUAUAGAUGACUUUAAUGGUGGUUGGCUGAGUUGCUUCCCUGAGAAUUUUGGUUCACUGGAAGUACUUAACUUUGCCAGCCUUGACAGUGAGGUCAAUUUUGAUGCCCUCGAGAGACUUGUCAGUCGGUGCAAGUCGCUAAGGGUUCUUAAGGUCAAUAAGAGUAUUACAUUGGACCAAUUACAGCGACUGCUUCUGCGGGCCCCUCAGUUGAUGGAGCUUGGAACUGGUUCCUUCCAGCAAGAGCUUUUGCCUGGUCAAUUUGGCGACCUUGAGAGUGCAUUCAGCAAUUGUAAAAAUCUUCGAACUCUUUCAGGUUUAUGGGAAGUCACUUCGGUCUACCUCCCUGUUCUUUAUGCAGCUUGCACCAGUCUAACCUUCCUGAACCUGAGCUAUGCGGCUCUUCGAAGUGUUGAAUUUGGAAAUCUUAUUGCUCACUGCCCCAAUUUGAAGCGCCUCUGGGUUCUUGAUACAGUUGAAGACAAGGGGCUUGAAGCUGUUGGAUCCAGCUGUCCCUUGCUUGAAGAACUCCGAGUCUUCCCUGCCGAUCCUUUUGACCAGCAACUUCACCGUGGGGUGACUGAGUUGGGUUUUGUGGCUGUGUCUCGUGGAUGCAGCAAACUCCACUAUGUCCUCUACUUUUGCUGGCAGAUGACUAAUGCUGCUGUUGCCACCAUUGUGCAGAACUGCCCCAAUUUUACGCACUUUCGUCUUUGCAUAAUGAAUCCAGGUCGGCCAGAUUACCUCACAAAUGAACCUAUGGACGAGGCCUUUGGUGCAGUGGUUAAAACUUGCACUAAGCUCCAGAGGCUUUCCGUUUCAGGCCUUCUAACUGAUCUGACUUUUGAGUAUAUUGGGAAGCAUGCCAAAAACCUUGAGACUCUUUCUGUGGCUUUUGCUGGGAGCAGUGAUUUAGGGAUGCAGUGUGUUCUUGAAGGUUGUCCAAAGCUAAGGAAGCUUGAGAUAAGAGAUUGUCCAUUUGGGAAUGCUGCUCUUCUGUCUGGACUAGAGAAAUAUGAGAAAAUGCGGUCAUUGUGGAUGUCAUCCUGUAAUGUGACUAUAACUGCAUGUCAGCAACUUGCUAGGGAGAUGCCGAGGUUGAAUGUUGAGGUGAUGAAAGACAAGGAAAGUGAUGACAGUCAAGCUGACAAAGUCUAUGUCUAUCGUUCAGUAGCAGGGCCAAGAAGGGAUGCCCCACCUUUUGUUCUCACUCUUUGAUCGCCAGGUAAAAAGAUUUCUUGGAUUCGCUGUUGCCCUCCUUGAUGCUUUGGUCAGGUACUCGGUUGUAAAAAUGGCCUUGGAGAAGCGAAGUGAACGGGACCAUAGCUUUCUUCUCAAUGAGAAUAUGAGAAAUGACUAACAAUAGGGAGAAGUUGAAUUCAGUGAAAGCAAGAGAAGCCUUGAUUGCUCCUUUUUUUUUUCCCCCUAAUGUUUUGAAUUGUGAUAGAACUGUAUUAAAGAAUUAUUAAGCAGCACAGAGUAACAUCAUUCAAGAUUCAAUGUUCAGGUGGCGAAAUGCAUUCUGGAUUUCAGUUAACUGUGCGCUAACUGGCUAAAGUUGUCUUUUGUAUCACGUUGAGAGAAGUUACAGUUAAGAUCAUUGCUUAAAGAAUUUGUUUCCAAACAAGGAAAUGAACGAGUUUUCAGUUGGUUGAGCUUUAAGAGACGGGAUAGGCGAACAACGUCUUGUAUUUGUGGACAAGUCAAAGUUUGUCAAGAAAUGAAUCUCUUUGGUAAGUUUCGUUAUUAACAAUGUCGUUUGGUUUAACCAAAUGCUCGCAUUGGUUUUUCUGAGCCCUUUCGCUCCUUGAAUGCAUAGAGUAAAUAAAUGGGCAUAGUGGACUUA
Olea europaea var. sylvestris is the source of this 2644-nucleotide messenger RNA. Its product is annotated as protein TRANSPORT INHIBITOR RESPONSE 1-like. The transcript is spliced from 5 exons. Lineage: Eukaryota; Viridiplantae; Streptophyta; Magnoliopsida; Lamiales; Oleaceae. The record is from RefSeq and is a predicted model, not a curated record. Gene Ontology annotation, molecular function: protein binding. Gene Ontology annotation, biological process: SCF-dependent proteasomal ubiquitin-dependent protein catabolic process. Gene Ontology annotation, cellular component: SCF ubiquitin ligase complex. The coding region runs from base 241 to 2016 and encodes 591 amino acids.